AUGAAGUUAAAUGCGACGUUAGAAUUUAAGUCCACAUGUCUGAAUACCGAUAACACAAUUGCUCCUUAUGUGGAUAGCGAAAAAAUGUUGCAGCCCGACCUAAGAGAAGUGUACGUGCUUGAAAAGAAAAGUGAAUUAGUUUGCAGUCAGCAAAUAUGUCCAUUGUGUAUGCACCCAGUAGAAAGUGAGUUUAGGUGCAUACGUGAAGUGGAACUUGAAGCUAUUGAGAAAUUGGCUCCUGAAAUGAAUAUAAAUAUCAUCAAAGAUCCCGUUGUAUGUAAGCCAUGCUUGGAUUCUCUGUGUACUCACAACAGUUUCCUAAAAGAUUGCUUAGAGGUAGAGGAAAAAAUUGAGAGUUGUUUUGUUGUUUCUUCAGCUACAGAAAAUCAAAUGGAUACGUCUUCACUUGAUUUAUUGGUUAAGACUGAAAACUUGGACAGAGAAUUCGAUAGUAACGAGAUGGAAAUGUCCAUCAAAGCUGAAAGUAUCGACAUAAAAUCAGAAGAUGAGGAAAGGAGUACGGCUUUAAAUCAGAUACGGACGUCGGAUAUAAGUAGCUCGAGCUCAAGUACCUCUUAUGAAAACGAAUUUACUGAAGAGGAUUUAAUUAGUAGUGACGAUGAGGAUCUCCUUGUGGAGGAAAGGGAGAGACCAAAAAAUCAAAAUUUUGUCCAGAUUAUUGUUCCACAAUUCAACAAUACAGAAUUCAUCGAACACUUUCGAGUGAGUAGAAUAGUUUCUGAACAGAUUUCGAAUCGCUUUGCAAAUUCGGAGUAUUUUACGUACCAGUCUGGAGGAAAUGGAAAGCUGGAUUCAUAUUAUCACGUGUUGAUUUAUUUAUGGUUUAUAGGACAUCAAACUGCUUCAUUUCGAGAUGUUGCAGACAGAUUCAAUAUAAGCAUUAGCACAUUGCAUAAGAUAAUACGAAAAAUGACACAUUUUCUAAGUAAUUUAUCACAUGAAGUUAUAACAUGGCCAUCAAAUGCUGAGAAAAUAGAGAUAGAACAUUAUUUUCGAACGAAAGGGUUUCCUGGUGUUAUAGGCGCAAUCGAUGGAUCCCAUGUCAAAAUAGACAAACCAACAAAUGACCCCGAUUCUUACUUAAACAGGAAACACUUUUUUUCCAUUCAGUUUCAGGUAGUAUGUGAUCAUCGGAGAAAAAUAAGAGAUAUCUUUGUUGGUUUUCCAGGAUCUGUACAUGACAGCAGGGUAUUUAGGGCAUCACCUCUAUCAGGGAGCCUGCCUGAUAAAUGCGGUCCUUUCUUUAUAAUAGGAGAUAGUGGCUACCCCUGUCUACCUAAUUUAUUAACACCAUUCAAAGAUUUUGGUAAUCUGACAAGAAGGCAACAACAUUAUAACCUAACAUUGUCACAAAAUAGGUAUCUAGUGGAACACUGCAUAGGUAUUUUAAAACAAAAAUUCAGGCAGUUAUACCAUGUUAAAUUGAGAAGUAUACCUGAAAUCACACAUUUCAUCAGAGCAUGCUGCGUUGUACAUAAUUUAUGCUUAGAUGACGAUUUUCCUGAUGAUGCAUUAAAUUUAACAUUCCAAAGGAAUAUAGAAGCUGUGUAUGAGCACGAGAGGGAGAAUGAGGGAAACGAAAAUAGAGAUGACGUGACUGGCAUACAACGAAGAAGGAAUGUUAUGAAUAUGUUACCACUAUAA
This is a messenger RNA of Anoplophora glabripennis (Asian longhorned beetle), 1665 nucleotides long. RefSeq lists its product as uncharacterized. Lineage: Eukaryota; Metazoa; Arthropoda; Insecta; Coleoptera; Cerambycidae. The transcript is spliced from 5 exons. The record is from RefSeq and is a predicted model, not a curated record. Bases 1 to 1665 code for a protein of 554 amino acids.